UUGAAGUUGGAUUUGAUAAAAGAAGUGUUUGAUCCAGACUAAUCCCAUCUAACCUCAGAUUUCUUCAAAUGAGAGUCCACGAAACUUUAAUGUGGCGACGGAGCUCUGAAUAAUACCCGAGCCAUGUGGACGGUAGAGUGCACUCUGCGCACGGGGCCAUAUAAUUAUAAACUGAACCUCACAGGCCGCAGCUACUAGGCUAUUAACAUUACCAGCGCGUGGCUACAGUCUCCUGGAUCGAGACCAGAGCGAAGAGAUAUAGAGAGAGAGAGAUCUACUUCUUUCUCAGUCAUCUCCCAUGGCUCCAAAACCGAUCACGAGCCCCGUGCCUGACUCAUGGUAUCCAACCCUAUCCGUCUCUAUGCUUGCGAUUGGCCUCGUGAUCACUGCUUCCUUCUUCAUCUAUGAAGCAACCUCAUCUAAGCGAAAUCGCAGUCUUGCCAAGGAGCUUACAACAGGAGCAUUGGCAUCUUUCUUUCUGGGUUUCGGGUCCUUGUUCCUGCUGCUUGCUUCUGGUAUUUAUGUUUAGGGUCUUAUUGUCGAACCAAUGGAAGUUUUGCUCUUAUUGUUGAACCAAUUGAUUUUUGAUAAACAAGUCAGAUGAUAUGGCUGACAUUGUUGAGUUAAAUAGGUUUGUGUUUCUUGGUUAAUGAGCAGUGGAAUCUAAAUAUCUAAUGGUUACAACAA
This is a messenger RNA of Hevea brasiliensis (rubber tree), 687 nucleotides long. RefSeq lists its product as uncharacterized. The transcript has 4 exons. Gene Ontology annotation, biological process: protein N-linked glycosylation. The record is from RefSeq and is a predicted model, not a curated record. NCBI's taxonomy places the organism in Eukaryota, Viridiplantae, Streptophyta, Magnoliopsida, Malpighiales, Euphorbiaceae. Gene Ontology annotation, cellular component: membrane-bounded organelle. Bases 299 to 529 code for a protein of 76 amino acids.